Molecule: messenger RNA, 589 nt
Organism: Camarhynchus parvulus
Lineage: Eukaryota; Metazoa; Chordata; Aves; Passeriformes; Thraupidae
Product: cytochrome P450 11B, mitochondrial-like
Exons: 4
Coding region: 1-462 (153 amino acids)
Biological process (GO): cellular response to peptide hormone stimulus; cortisol metabolic process; cholesterol metabolic process
Cellular component (GO): mitochondrial inner membrane
Molecular function (GO): heme binding; corticosterone 18-monooxygenase activity; steroid 11-beta-monooxygenase activity
Source: RefSeq, a predicted model, not a curated record
AUGUACUGGGGGUUACUGGUCUGUACUGGGAACGGGGAUACUGGUCGAACUGGUGGGCUUCCCCCUUUGUGCCGCCUGCUGUACCCCGUGGGCAUCACCGUGCAGCGCUACCCGGCCACCGACGUGGUGCUCCACAACUACCGCGUGCCGGCGGGGACGCUGUGCCAGGUGGCGCUCUACGCCAUGGGGCGCUGCCCCGACGUCUUCCCGCACCCUGAGCGCUACGACCCGCGGCGCUGGCUCGGCAAGGACGACACCACCUUCAAGGCCUUGGCCUUCGGCUUCGGCGCGCGCCAGUGCAUCGGCCGGCGGCUGGCCGAGGCCGAGAUGAUGCUGUUCCUCGUGCACGUCCUGAGCAACUUCAGCAUCGAGGCCGUGUCCAGCGAGGACGUCCCCACCGUGUUCCGCUUCAUCCUCAUGCCCGAGAAAUCGCCGCUGCUGACCUUCCUCGCCCUCGAGUGACCAGCGGUCACUCACCGGUCACUCAGGGGUCACUGGGGUCACUCAGUGGUCACUGGGGUCACUGGGGUCACUCAGUGGUCACUCAGUGGUCACUCAGUGGUCACUGGGGUCACUGGGGUCACUGGGG